Molecule: messenger RNA, 210 nt
Organism: Penicillium subrubescens
Lineage: Eukaryota; Fungi; Ascomycota; Eurotiomycetes; Eurotiales; Aspergillaceae
Exons: 1
Coding region: 1-210 (69 amino acids)
Source: RefSeq, a predicted model, not a curated record
AUGGCUAGAAGAGCAGGGAAGAAGAGCAGCGCAGCACGGACAAGCGCUCUAGACGCCCGUCACGGCAUGGCAAAAGAGAAGCAUGCCACCCCACACGCCAUGCACAUGGGCAAUGACUUGCUUCUCUACGUGGACCGGACCAUCAAACAAGAAGGCAUCCCUCUGCAGGGCCCCGUCGGUAACUGCAAGAGGCCCGGAAAAGAUGGUUGA